Molecule: messenger RNA, 5194 nt
Organism: Leguminivora glycinivorella
Lineage: Eukaryota; Metazoa; Arthropoda; Insecta; Lepidoptera; Tortricidae
Exons: 2
Coding region: 265-3864 (1199 amino acids)
Source: RefSeq, a predicted model, not a curated record
CUAUACGUAUCACGCACACAGCUCCUAUUUUUAUAGUUCCAUGUAUAGAGCGUCCCCAACCCAUAGAUAAGGGUAUAACAUUGUACGGUGUUAUACGACCGCGACCGGUGGUUUAGUGCGCAUUUCCUAUUGUUCGGAAGUGGUUUUAUGUUAUUAUAUUUAUAUAUCAAAACAAAACUGAACUCGAGUUUCACAAGGUGUACGUACAGAUACUGUAAUGUUAAGACUAGUUUCCCGCGGUUUUUAAUGGUUUAUUAAGUAACCAUGGAUUCUGACAAUUCGGAAAGUGACAAUGACCAGAACAAUCAUAAUCGUCAGUUUAACACCACACAAACAGAAGCAGUGGUUAAAUGUCUCUUUGAGGUUUUAAAAACUAUAAUCAAGGCAUCGAAAAAGGACAAGAAAAGACAAGAGAUUCAGAAACCCACUAAAAAAGGCCAGGCAAAGCUUAAAAUAAAAAAAAAUAAAGUGGUUGAUGUAGGAACACAUAUUCAAGUAUUGUGUGACACAUUUAAGAACAUAGCUUCUACUUCGAGUCAAGCAAAGGUUUCAACACCUUCUGCAGCAAUUUCUAGUCAGGGUGAAGCAAUUCCUGGGACUUCUAGACAGAUUGAAGAGGCUUCUGGAAGUUCUGGACCUUCAAGGCAUAAUGAAGCGGCAAUCUCUGUAAAUUCUACACCUAAUAUUAAAAUAGCUCCUGAAACUGUGAAACAUGGGACUGAUAAAGUUGUGCCUUCAACUUCCGGUACAAAAAAACUAAGCAAUGAUAUACAUAAAAAUACAUUGGUAUCUAAAACUAUUGACUCUCCAAGACAUACUGAAAUAGUUGUUAUUAAUAUUCCAAGCAGUUUUAAAAAUGCAUUACCUGAAACUUCUAAAAGUCAGCAUGAAACUAUUUCAAAAAAACAUCCUGAUAACUUUGUAACUGAAACUUCUGCUAGCUUGAUCAAACCUGUUGAAGAAACCUCAAAAAGUCGCACUGAAUCAAGAAACUCUGUACAGUGCCAGAAUCAUACAGAAUGUAUGGUAUCUGAAACUACUAGAACCCACACUGCACACUCUGAAACUGCUGCUAGUUGCUCUGCUGCUCAGACUAAAACAUCAUCUGAAAAUUCUGAAUUAAGUUCGGCCACUAAAACAGUAAUAAAUGAAAUGCCUGGAGCAUCAAGAAUGAUUCAUUCAAAUACAAAACUCCAUAUGGUUUCAAUUAGAAAGGUAGUUACAGAAUCCACUGAAGAUAAUUCUUUAAAUAGACAUGACGAAAUCUCACCCACAGAAGGUAGUUCACAGACCAGCGCUAAAAAUAAAGUUGUUACCAUGGAGAGUGAAGAAAUAAAUAAUAAUGUUGCAGCUACGAAAAGAAAUCAUAUCAAUUCCAUUGUUGAUGAUCUGAAUAGAGCUACAAUUGAUCAUACAUGUACUUUGUGUUUAAAAUCAAUUAGUAAUGAAGAAUUUGCCAAACAUUACAAAGAUCAACAUGGCAUUCAUCAUGAAAUUCAACACAAUAACAGAAAUUUCGAAAACAAAAUUCAAGACUUAGACAAGAGACUGCAUAAUACAAGUAAAAAUAAAACAAACAGUGAGCGGAAAGACAAAAUAACCUUUAAUAGCAAUAAAAGAACGGCAGCUAGGUCAUCUUCUGCACCAAAUGCAGAUAUUGAACAAACUAAUGCUAAUCCAAAUCUAGAUAUAAUCGCGGAUGAAGCAAAAGAACCAGAUUGUAAGAAAAAAAGAACUUCAACAAGAUCUGAUUCUGCGCCAAACGUACAUAUUGAACCAACAAGUUCUGCAAGCCUUAAAGAAGAAAACACACAUAGUUCCGUGGAUACCAUUGUCAUUGAUUUGACUGAAGACAUUGAUCUUAAUGAACCUAAACCAUCUGCAAAUAUAAGAAUGUCUAAACCUGGUGAUGAUGAUCAAAUAUUAAAUGAUUGCCAGUUUACUGAUCCUAGUGAUGACACUAGUUUGUAUGAAACACGUAGUAAUGAAACAAAAAUUGCAGAGGCUAUACUUUUGAAUAAUGUAAAAGAAGAAAACGCUGCCAACGAUCAACUUGAUAGUGAUAUUGAAGCAGUAAGUAAUGUCUUCCCUACAUUGCCAAAUAAUGUAAAUUCGCCUGGUACAGAGAGUCACAUAACUGCUAGUGCUAAACACAUAACAGAAAAAAUAGAUCAGAGUAACUGUUUAAAAGAACGUAGCAAAGAAGAAAUUGUGUCUGAAACACCGGGGAGAGAAAUAGGCGUAGUCCCUCGGUCUCUAAUAAGUAACACAAAAUCAAAAGAUGAAACAUCCGUUACUCUCAAAGAAGUGACUGCGAAGAAGAAGAUCCUGUCUUCUAGUCACGCAGAUGCUUCAAAACCGAAAAUAGCGAACAAUGUCAAAACAGUGAUGUCUCAUAAAAGUUCUUUACCUCGUAUAGCUACAGCUGCUGAAACAGCUGAAAAUCGUACAGAAGUUAAUCUAAGAACUCCGGGAACUGUUAUUGAAAAAAUAACAGUAGCCAAAAAUAAGCCAAAAAAUACGCAACGUAACUCUCAAGAACGAAAUAAUAAACCUACAUCCAAUGAGAAAAUUACUAAUGCAGCUACUAUUACAAACGCACCUACAGUGACAAUGCUUAAUGCAACAACUAGCAUAACAACACAGCCAAUGCAAAAAAGUUCAAAUUUAAUUGAAAAUAACACAAAAUCUUCGAAAGUUAAUAAAUUAAAUGCUAAUAAUGCGUCAACUGAUGUACCUGUGUCGAGUCCAAAUUCAAUAAAUGACACAUCUAAACCACGAGAUGCUAACCAGCUCAAUGCUGCUAGAGAACAUACUUCCAAUACUAAAAUGAAGAGCAACAAAAUGAAAACAGUGUUAUCUGUUCCCAGACUCUCUAUUACAGUUACUGGAGCUACAGAUUCUGUACGAAAUUCGCCUGUUUCUGUGUCUUUGCCACAUUCAACUACCAUCACACCAAUACCAUCAAUGUUGAAAGCCGGUCAGUCUUCUGCUGGAAGUUCCAAUGCUUCUACAGCAGUAUCCCAAUUUAGUACAUCUUUAUCUCUAACGCCAAAUACCUCAGUAAACCCAAUAACUACAUCUUUAGUGCAUAAAGCUCUGAAGCAGCAAUCUCUACCUCAAAAACACACAUCCAAUCAUGCUUCUGUAUCCGUUUCGGCUACAAGCACAAAAUCAAGAAAACACUCACCUGUCCAAAACUACCACCCACCUGUUAUAAAGUCGACACACCGACGUCCCGUGUCACCAAUAUCGCAGUCUCAAAGCUCUUCCCAAAAUACUGAAAAUGUCUUACCUUCAAAUAUUAACACUACCCCAUCUACUACUAGAUCGGCCCCAAAGCAUCGCUCAAAUACAGUAAAAGUUAGCACAUCACUUUUUAAGAACACUCGUCCAAUACCGGGUUCUGGAUAUUUUACACAGUCAUAUCUUAAUAGAACUAACACAACUGUUCAAGUACAGUCUCCUCAAACGCCAUGGUAUCCGCCAUUUUUAGUAGAUGCUCCAACACGGGAGGCAAACACGUUAAGAUCAAAUGUUUCUUCGAGAAACAGAAACUUUAACCGACCAAGAAUAAAUACUAACGCGAACACAUAUAGAUGGCAUAUACCAGUAGAACCGAAUGAAAGAACAGAAAGCGCUCAAAGAGUAGAAGGAAGAAUAAGGAAUGUACCCUCUAACCAAACACCAAACCAAAGAUCAGUAGACAACCAAAGAGUGAACAACACUCCGUUAUCACCGAAUUCAGAAGUGGGACGACACAACCUCAUGGCAAGACAGUCGAGAGAUUUAAACCAAACACCACGAGCAGAAAACGGUCGUACUUGGCAUACACCUGUCCACGAACCAAGAACACAUAAUUAAUAUUUCAAAUUACAAAAAAUAUGAAACCAUGACAGGUGUUAACUAUUAAAUUAAUUUUUCGUAAUGAAUAAGAUUAAUUACACUUUCAUAAUAAUAAUAAUCUGUUUGUGUAGUAUUUUUGGAAGAUAUUUUGUGAAAAUUUUCCUAAAUGGUACCUAAUGUAGGUAUAUUUACUAUUAAAUUUAUAUAUUUCAUUUAUUUUAGUACUUAUGUUUUGCUGUGAUGAAAAUAUUUUUUGCAAUACUAUUAUGCAAUGUAAUCGUACAGUCUGGUAAAAAAGAGCAGAAAUUAAUAAGUAGCUGGAAGCACAUUAGCAGGUCCACUAGGCUCGCCGAAACGAAUCUUAAUAAUUCGCCAUCUACAUUUACUAUGAAACUGCGUCCAUUGGCGACGCGUGGAAUCUAAUUCACCGUUCAUAGUAAAUGUAUAGAAGGCGAAUUUUUGCGAUUCGAUUCGGCGAACCUAAUGGACGCCAACGUCGCCAACAUUAACAUACAUAUGUAUAUUGAAAUGAACGACAUUACACUGUUGCGAAGUUUUGUCUUCCAAUCUUUUUUGCCAGGUUUGUAUAUAGGUACGAGUGCUAUCUUGAAAUAAAAAAAACUAUUAUAAAUAAGAGAUAUAUUUUAGCUGUAAGUGUAUUAUCCAAAUAUUUAGUGUUUAAGUUAAAACUCUUAAUAAUAUUGUAACAAUCUUAUGUACUUAUUGUGAUUAGUGAUGUCAAAAUUAUCCACCAGUGAUUUGUUAAAGUCAAAAUGGCAUAGAAAACGAAGAUUUUUGUUGUAAUAUUUUGUCUAAGUGUACCUAUUAUGGAUAUGUGUACAUAAGUAUGUAGAGUCAGUCCAAGAUAAGUUACCAUAGUACCUAUUUUGACAGCCUAGCCUGUGCAAUUUCCAUAUAAGUAGGAUGACAAAGAACUGUGAAUAAUAAAAGUGAAACCAAAACUGAACCAAUUUAAGUGUCAUUGUGAGUAGGUACUUACUAAAUUCCGAAAUUAUAAUAUAAUUACGUGAAUAAUUUGUUUAACACUUUCGGGAACCAAGAACCCGCCUUGUGGGCACUCGUGAACUUUGCUCAGAUGGAGAACCCGCCUGGUGGGCACUCGUAAACUUUGCUCAGAUACCGGAGAACCCGCCCAUCGGGUUCUCGUCAUACAAGUGGGCGGUUAUAAAUGACGACCGGUUUCUGACGUAGUGCGCCAUUAUUUUUUGCCUGGUAGUGAAUGUUUUAAUAGGGAACUUACUGUAGUUCAAAUAAAAUAUUUUAUACGAUCCACGAAAUAAAGCAUCAAAUAAUUAUAAGAAAAACAUGGACAGAAGUUAUUUUUUAA